Messenger RNA from Symbiodinium sp. CCMP2592, 561 nucleotides. NCBI's taxonomy places the organism in Eukaryota, Dinophyceae, Suessiales, Symbiodiniaceae. The record is from the annotation of a GenBank genome assembly.
AUGGAAUCCAUGCGGAAGACCACCAAGCCAUGGCAAGACCCCAAACGAGGCAAACGUCGUGUGCAGAGAAAGCCCGCCACCAACAAGCAUGUCAAGGUCCCCUAUGUAUGUCAUCGUGUCGAGGCGAAGAUGCAGAAACUGGCCAGUCAACUUUGGGGUUUGGGCUCAUCGGUGCAACAGUAUGAAAUGCCACAAGUACUUGCAGCCGCACGACUAUCAUCCCGUGUUCUUCAUGGGUGCUGGCAACUCACAGAUUCCUCUACAUGUUCAGGCAUCCAUUCUCCUACGUGCGACGGUUGGUGUCAAGGAAACUGCAAAUCAUCUCAUGUUCGACAUCGCAAAGAAGCCAGUAGAAACCUCAUUUACAAGAAUCUCGAGGUCGCCAAGAGCACGUACAUGCUUGCCAAAGAGAAGAAUUUCACCUACGGUGGUUGGCGGGAUGUCGAAGUGGACGAAGUGGACGUGGGGAGGUUCGUAGAUACCUCCAUCCAGGCUGUGAAGAACACUUCAUGGGAGCAGCGGGGAUACUGCACUCGGACAGUGCCCGCGCAUACGCCAUGA